This is a messenger RNA of Bactrocera neohumeralis, 2265 nucleotides long. It is a transcript of the gene Elba1, whose product is annotated as early boundary activity protein 2. NCBI's taxonomy places the organism in Eukaryota, Metazoa, Arthropoda, Insecta, Diptera, Tephritidae. Bases 751 to 2052 code for a protein of 433 amino acids. Gene Ontology annotation, molecular function: transcription corepressor activity; DNA binding. The transcript is spliced from 4 exons. The record is from RefSeq and is a predicted model, not a curated record. Gene Ontology annotation, cellular component: nucleus. Gene Ontology annotation, biological process: negative regulation of Notch signaling pathway; positive regulation of neuron differentiation.
AUAUAUGUGUACAUAGAGCAUACAGCUUGGAGUGAAGUAUACUUGUUUCGAUUGCAAAUGAACUAGGACAAAAAAGCCGUGAUUUGCCAAUUUUGAAAAUGCUUUACAGUAGGAAGUUUCUGAGGUGCUGGCUUUUCAAGAAACAAAGGGCUCCUCGUAUAUAACUAAUAAGUCAAAAAUCUGCGAAUCGAUACCAGACCAUCACAGACAACUUUAUGUUUUAUAUGAAACAAGCUGCUGCCAUAACUAGUUAUUUUGGUAGACCAUUUCACUGCAAAAUUUUCAGCAAAUUUUUCUUAUGGCCAAUUUUUCUCAUUGUACUUUCAAUAUAAGCUUUUUUCAUAUGUUAUACUUUCAUCUAACAUUCGUAAUUUGUUGUUGUUGCCAUUAUAGUUCAAUAAAAGUAGCGGUCAAUCCAAUUUAAAAUCGUUUGCAUUCUCUCCAGUUUCAAUUUGUUGUCACAGCUUCGGAAAGUUGCUCAUCAAAAGCACUCGCACUUAACAGUUUAAGAAAAGCAGCAUCAAAAUAACACUGUGUUUUUUUACAACUGCAGCACAACUAAAUAGUCGGCAUAAAUCAACGCAUUCGCUUAGCACUUUUGAAAUAAUAUUUUCUUAAGCGCACAUAAAACAAGUAAUUAUCGCCAACGUGUGUUUAAUAUUUUAGAGAAUUAUUUAUUUUCAGUUAUUGUGCUCCAGGAUUUUGACAAUUCGACCUUUCUUUUACGUACAUACAUACGCACACACUGACAUGAAUUCUAACAAUAACCAAGCGUCUUUGAACAACAAAGAGAAUCUGGCGCCAUCAGUGCCGACUGGAUCGACCAGGAACCCCACUUCUCACUGCAACUCACAAACAGGAGAAGCCGUCAACAAUCAAAAGAAACCUUUACCAAACAAAAAGACUACUAAUACUUCACACGUAGAAGAGUCGUCAGCAAAUAGUGUGUUUAAAGCGCCACUGCCUCCCAAAAAGUUACUUUAUAGAAAAUAUGUUCUAGAAGGCAUGGGGCAUGUGAAUACCGAAAAUGCACUCGAUUUGUCGAGAAAUAGAAAGGCCACAUCCACCAGACAAACUAGUCCAUUACAGAGUUUGAAGACACCACAUUCGUCGCUACAAAAAAAUAAAACGCCAACUGAUGUUACCACAACUAAGAUUGGUAAUCUGUCUGCGCCACAACAAAGGCGGGAUAUUGGGGCACAAACUUCAACAACGGAUGCACAAAGACCGAUCGUCAAUGCUUCACCAACUCAUCACUCACAAAAACGUGCACCAGCAGCGCAAACCAGUGCACCUUCAUACAAUCAGAGCAGUGAUAAUAUCGAUGAACAACAACAAAAGAAACUAAAAGUGAACGAAAUCGAUUUGGAAUAUAUGAAAUUGCUCAGAGCGCACUUCGACGAGUUUACCGUAGAGGAAAAUGGAAUUGAAUAUGUAACAAUAGGUGAAAAUGGAACCGUUGUGUGGAAAGAAUUUUUACUAGAACUAAAUUGGAACAACACUGGUGCGGCAAUAACACGGAAACUGUUAUGUCAUUUAUUCGACCAUAAAACCCUUGCUACGCAUACGUUGACCGGCAAGCCAUCACUGGCGUGCUUAGAUAGGGACAAACCCGAAAAAAUGCAAUUGAAUCAUUUGAUCAUAGAAGACAUAAUGGAAUUUAUGAUGCUUCUGAAAGGUAUGAAGGCCAGGGAAGUGAAAUCAGCCAUUAAUAAUAAGUGCAUAAACGUGGCUAAAAAGUUCCUUCGCAGUCUUAAAGCAAAAGCUUUUGCUCCACGGGUAGCAAAUGUGACAAGAAAACCAGAAACUCUGUUUGCAGUUUCAGCUGCAAGAAAUGUCAUAAGCGUUCCGGGUAGUACGUCAUCAAAUUCAUACGAAAGAAAUGUUAUAACGAAAUCGGAAGCUGCUCCUUCAAAUUUAUCCCAAAGAAAUGUUAGGAUGGUACCGGAAACAGUGGAAGUUUCAUCAGAUUCUGAUUCACCCGAAAUAAUAGUGAUACUAAAAUCGCUCAAAACCGGAAAGAAACAGCAUUAUAUUUACUUUGGUGGUUAACAGUUUUAUACUCUCAGAGUGAUUAGGUUGUUGGGAGCGCGAAAAUAAAUCAGCGAAUCAGCGAGCUGAUCAUUAUCUACCUGUGCCAACCACUUGACGGCAGAUUUUUGCUUAAAAGCCACUGCAGCCGUGCUCUAGAUCGACAGUUUCGUUUCUUGAAGCGAUAAGCACGCAUCAUCCGAAAACAUAAAAGGUGAGUUUAAAAGCCAAAAG